This is a messenger RNA of Aspergillus oryzae RIB40, 732 nucleotides long. RefSeq lists its product as uncharacterized. Bases 1 to 732 code for a protein of 243 amino acids. The transcript has 3 exons. NCBI's taxonomy places the organism in Eukaryota, Fungi, Ascomycota, Eurotiomycetes, Eurotiales, Aspergillaceae. The record is from RefSeq and is a predicted model, not a curated record.
AUGUUUACGAUUAGGACCACUAAUUCAGGCGCACAUCUCCGGUUCCAGAAUGUUGAACAGUUGAACAUCAUGGUCUUGAAUGCAUAUGUUCAAUGGUUAUGUGAGGGUCAAACCCACCCUCUAAAAGAUGAGACCCACCAUCGCUAUCUAGUUUCUCUUUUUCUAUCCAUAUUUUCCACCCUGUUUUUUGGAGACUUCCUUGAGAUGGAUUUUAUUAGUUGCCAAGAUGGCCUCCGGCUGAAACGGUUCAGUUCGCCAAACUUGUUGCUAUCGAGUCUCGAGCUAUGUAAUGCAUACCUUACUGUCUUGAGCAGAGGAGAAAGCCUCACAUAUUACCUGGGAGAGCAGCAGUCCAGCAUUUUCCUGGAAGAAAGGUUCCGCACUCUCUUCUGCACCAAUCCUCCCCUCUUGAGCCCUUGGUAUAACCAACGAACCAAUAUUCUUGCGUGGAUCGGCCUCCUACGUCAUCUAGACCCGAAGCAGCUUCAGAUCGAUACCGAUGGCAUAUGUCGCUGCCGUAUCCAAGAACAUACAAUUGAGGUAUCGGAAUCUGCGUACCAUAUGCUGAAGAGCGGCAUUCUUCAAGAGUUUAUCCAGCGAUGGCCAUUGUGGGGGGAUCCCCAGAAAGAGAUAGAAAUUACCGAGCAAUCGAUUGCGGAAGCAUCCAAGUGGCAUGGCUUUGCUUUACAAGAUGCUGUCAACAAUCUACCAGCUUUCGCACUACCAUUCUGA